AUGUAUAGUGUUGCCACUGCGAAGUUCUUUUCUGCCCUUGGGAUAGAGGACUUCCCUGUAUUUGCACUCGUGGCGGAGGGGUCCCUAGGUGUGCUGACCUGUCUACGCUGGCCGUCUGCGCAGUAUGUCAAGAUGUUAGAAGCUAAUGCGCGGUCUUUCGACAUUGCUACGCCCAUUGGCGCCUUCCACUUUGCCACUUUUCUGUGCCUCUUGGCCACAGAGUACGCAGAUGAAGUGGGGAGAAAGCUGGAGGAGGUCAAGGGCGAUUUCAUUCGCAAAUACAAGAACAGCGACCCUAGCCUGCGAUGGAACAUGAAACAACAAAUUUAG
Messenger RNA from Gloeophyllum trabeum ATCC 11539, 330 nucleotides. RefSeq lists its product as uncharacterized. The record is from RefSeq and is a predicted model, not a curated record. The transcript has 2 exons. Bases 1 to 330 code for a protein of 109 amino acids. Lineage: Eukaryota; Fungi; Basidiomycota; Agaricomycetes; Gloeophyllales; Gloeophyllaceae.